Molecule: messenger RNA, 461 nt
Organism: Porites evermanni
Lineage: Eukaryota; Metazoa; Cnidaria; Anthozoa; Scleractinia; Poritidae
Source: the annotation of a GenBank genome assembly
ACUACCACUACCACUACCACAACCACUACCACUACUACCACCUUCAUUACCACUACCACUACCAAUACCACUACCAGUACCAUCACUACCUGCACCUUCACUACCACUGCCACUACCACUACCACCACCAAUACAUCUUGGUUUGUAAUUAAUUUUAGAAAUGAGCAUUAUUUUUUGUAAUACUAUAAAAUGUUAUGGUGGUACAAAUAAAGCAUUCUACUACAACUACUAGCACUUCCACAUCCACCACCACUACUAGUACCGCUACAACCACCACCCCUACGACCAAUACCACAACCACCACUACUACCACCACCACCACCACCACCACCACCACCACUACCACUACUACUUCCUCUACUACUAUUACUACAACUAUUGCCAUCACAACCACCAUUACCAGUACUAUUACCAAUGCUACUACCAGUACCAUAACCACAGCCACUAUUACUGCCACUGCC